Molecule: messenger RNA, 1407 nt
Organism: Penicillium cataractarum
Lineage: Eukaryota; Fungi; Ascomycota; Eurotiomycetes; Eurotiales; Aspergillaceae
Product: PP2C family serine/threonine-protein phosphatase
Exons: 2
Coding region: 1-1407 (468 amino acids)
Biological process (GO): protein dephosphorylation
Molecular function (GO): protein serine/threonine phosphatase activity
Source: RefSeq, a predicted model, not a curated record
AUGCUGUUAUGGGGCAUGACUCGGACGCGCCUACGCGUCACAACAACCUCAAACCUCUGGCGGCGAGCCAAGAAUGCAUACUCGACUAAGGGUGCCAGCUAUGGUUCCGGCUCUCGCUCCUACCCGAAUCCGAUCAGAUCUAUUGUGAUUGCCAGCGUGAUCAGUACACCUGCCCUUUGGUGGUUGCACUGGAAAGUCGAGCCCGAUCCUUCUAAGGACCAAGUGACACGCAUCAUAUCUCAAGGUGCUUAUUCUCAUUUGGUCCAAAACGUGGAUGGCGUCAUCAGAUACGACGGUGCUCAAUUGCCCUCUAACAGCCCUUGCGAGGACCAUUUUACCCAUGGCAAAUUUCCUUCGCCGUGGAAUCAAGGCAAUACCUGGAUGACAUGGGGUGUUUUUGAUGGUCAUGCAGGGGCUCAAACGGCGGAAUUGCUGAAGACCGAACUCAUGCCUUUUGUCCGACACAGCUUGAGUCAAGUCAAGCCGGUCUCGGACGGAGUGUCUGAUGGGCUGGUGCAGCGCGCUGUCGUGAACGCGUUUUUGAAUCUCGACGAUUCCAUCAUCAAGACUGCUCUGGAGACUUCCCAGAGCCAGGAAUCGUUAUCGGAGAAGGUAAAGAAGCUAGCGCCCGCUUAUUCCGGCUCUUGCGCUUUGCUGUCCAUGUACGAUCCUAGCACGAGCACACUACAUGUGGCGUGUACCGGUGAUUCGAGAGCGGUGCUAGGACAAAAAGGUCCAGACGGUAGAUGGAACGCAACGCCAUUGUCGGUAGACCAGACUGGCAAAAACGAGGAAGAGAUCGCCAGACUGUACAAGGAACAUCCUGGCGAGCCAGACAUUGUCAAGAACGGACGGGUACUGGGGAUUAUGGUCUCAAGGGCCUUUGGCGAUGCGCGGUGGAAGUGGUCAUUGGAUUUCCAACAAGAAAUACAGCGCAAAUUCUUCGGUCCAUCACCUCUGACACCCAGAUACCCCGUUCAAACGCCGCCAUAUCUAACGGCCGAACCGGUGGUGACCAGCACCAAGCUCAACACCGGUAAUCCGUCUUUCCUGAUUAUGGCAACGGAUGGAUUGUGGGAUGUGCUCUCCAACCAACAGGCCGUCGAACUCGUGGGCAAAUGGCUGGAACGAGGAGCAGGCGAGCAGAGAAGCAGCAACCCAGAACCACGAUAUGAAAUGUCCGACUUUGGUGAAUUUGCCAACGAGGAGAAUUGGAGAUUCGAGGAAAAGAGGACCACUGUUCAAGAUGACAAUGUCGCUGUGCAUUUGGUGCGUAACUCGCUUGGCGGAAAUCAUCAUGAAUUGGUGGCAGGCCGACUUGCUUUCGAUUCACCCUCCUCUCGACGUGUACGGGACGAUAUCACAGUGCAAGUGGUAUUUUUUAAUGGCCCGGAGCCUAAAAAGUAA